AUGGUGAGCUACGAUGAUGUCCGUGAUCAUGUGGCAUCUCUGUUCAUCAUGCUGAACAAGAAAACUGUUAUCUUGUUUCGCAUCGAGUUCCUGGUGGUCCUCGCCACACUGCUCUUCUUCGCCAUGUUCCUCAUGGAUUUCUUUCGCCGCAUGAUCCACAACUCGUUCAUGAGGGCCGUCUUCAGCGUCUUCGACGCCGUCUCCGACUCCAUUGUCCUGUACCUCCUGGGGGCCAUGCAAACGGCGCCUUUCAAGAAUCAGCUCUUCCCGGUGUGGGCUCUUAUGCUUGUCAAUUUCCGGUACAGUGCAGAUUACAUCUCCGGGUAUGGUGUUCCUGACCGCAGGGGGCGAAGGUUCACUGAGUGGAGGAACGUGUUCAAGCUCUUGGGAUCGGCGUUCCUGAAUUGGACGCGUGGAUCCAGAUUCACAGGUCCACUAUGGUCCGUCUGGUGUCUGCAGAUAGUGAGGAGUGCCUACAGAUUCUUCUCACAUAAACUGGCACUCGGCUCCUUCUGGCAUGGCCGGAGUUCGCAGCUUGUUGCAGAACACAUGCGUGCCAGAUAUGAUGAUAGUACGAGCAACUCGCGAGUAGUGCCUGACCCAGUGACGAUGGAAGGCUACAACUACUUGGUGUAUGGAGAAGAAAGUCAUGGUUUCCAAGUAAAGAAGCCUAUGUAUGCAUUUUCUGCCGACACUAAUACUUACAGCAGCACCAGGUCGUCAACACUGGUCACGCUGGACAAGGUCUGGCUAUAUUUUGGCGAUACACCUACCCAGAAGACCGACCUAAAGGAUCUCCCUCUGGCCUUCGCCUUGUCCAGGCUGCUGCGGUGCCGGCUUGAGGAUGUGACACUGCAUCCAUGUAUCUUUAAAGUAAACCGAGAGCUGGUCAAGAGCAUAAUUGGUGGGAAGGUGGGUGCCAGCGAUGCCCUCAGGAUCAUGGAGCUGCAGCUUGCCUUCGUCCACGACUAUUUCAACACCCGCCACCCCAUGGUGUUCUGGUCUGGGCUGCUAUCUCUCUUCGUCACCCUGUUUCUGUCCAUGCUGACCAUUGCUGCUGUCUGCUGGCUCGCUAUGGAUAUCCGUAGGGUCUAUAAGCCCCCAAACGGCGGGCUUGCUAAUAUGGUGAAGGGUUUUAAUAUCGACAUGAUCAUCACAUGGGCAUUCAUUUUAUUGAUGAUUGCCAAGGAGGUUUGGGAGAUGGUGACAUACUUACUCUCGGACUGGACACGCUUAAUCCUGGCGUGUGAGUAUGUGCAGAUGAGGUGGCAGGGGAACAAGUUUACAUGUCUGUAUCAGAUGCUAUUUUCGAUUUCCAGACGUAAAAUUACUGAUAAGAGGUGGCAUGGUUUCAUUGACCAGUAUUUCUUCAUGCAGUCGUAUGAUGACAGACCAAGACUUUGGAAUUUUGUUCACAACCUAACUACAGGAAUAAUUCCAAAGAAAGAUGAUGGGGCAAAGCUCAACUGUGCCAUCAAAGUUCCAGAGUUUGUCAAGAAGGCAGUUCUAGAGAAGCUCAGCACAAUUGUAGAGGAAGAACAAGGUUGUAGUCUGCCUAGGGUCAUCAAGACAUUGUCCAACAGUAACCUUAGGAAGCAGUUGCAGAACUACAAGGCUUACAGUGCACGACCGACGAGCACCCAGAUCCUCCUGCCAACAAGCUCUCACAUCAUUCUCAUGUGGCACAUUGCCACCAGCCUCUGCGAGAUGGAGCUUGCGACAAAACACGGCGUCAACUUGAGCAACCCUGGGUUUCCGUGUUCCCUCUUGUCUUGGUUGACUUCUUGCUGCUCAUCCAAACCGUAUCUUAUGGAUUUGGGUGAGAAGGAAGAUGACAUCUUGUCAUGGUUAACAAACUGCUGCUCAUCCAAGUCAAGUGAGAAUUUGCCUGAUGAGCUCCGGGAAUCAUACACCGUUGCGAAUAGCUUAUCGCGGUACUGUGCAUAUCUGGUGGUUGCAAAGCCAGACCUGAUCCCUGACAGCUUUCUUGUUCCCAAGAUAGUCAUCCAAAAAACUGUCCAGAGUGCUCGUGAUCGCUUUCUGAAAAACUGUGAUUCAUUAGAGAGCAGGCACAGAAAACUGAAAAACAAAGCAGAAAAACCUGUCAAAGACUCUGAAAAGGAAGAUGUAUUGAAACAAGGUGCCGUGCUGGGUAAGGAACUUCUCAAUCUUCCAACUGAUGAAGCUCGCUGGAAGAUCCUGGCAGGGGUAUGGACAGAGUUACUUAUACACAUUGCGCCCACGUGGAAUGCACAGGCACACAGGAAGUGUCUUUCUGGAGGGGAGUUCAUAACCCACAUCUGGGCAUUGCUUUGGCACUAUGGCAUCCAGAAUAGUAGCCUGUGGCCAAAUGAAGUUGCGACAGGAAACAAUGCUCCUGCAAUGCCUCAGAAUAAUGGUGUCGGAAAUGAACACAAUAUGGACGAGACAGGGCAAGCUUGUGCAGGCAUAAGCAACAACCAGAUUGAAAUUAAUGUUCAUGGACGGGAUGAGAUCAAGGGUGCACAAGAGCAUGAGACACGAAACUCAAGUAGAGGAUCAAGAAGAAUGGAGGAAACAGAGAGUAUAGAAAUCGAGGAGGGGAAUCAGGAUGCGAUAGUGGAGGACACAAAAAUUCAGAGAGGAAUGGCUGGCUGGCCAAACACAAAACAAGAGUGAAGCGAAGAAGGUUGAAGACAUAGUUCCAGAGCAGCACAACAUGACCUGAAGGGCGUGUCUGAAUUAUGCGAUCAUAAGUUCUGCAACAAGAUCGCAAACCUGCAAAGAGGAUCUGUUGAUCUUCUAUCUGGGGACCUGAUUUGUUCAUA
Messenger RNA from Triticum dicoccoides, 2807 nucleotides. RefSeq lists its product as uncharacterized. The coding region runs from base 1 to 2658 and encodes 885 amino acids. The transcript is spliced from 2 exons. The record is from RefSeq and is a predicted model, not a curated record. Lineage: Eukaryota; Viridiplantae; Streptophyta; Magnoliopsida; Poales; Poaceae.